UGCUUUCUUGCUCACGUCGUAUUUCGUAUCUGAUCUCGUUGGUUGUUGUUUAAACUAUCUCUGGUGUUGAGAACCGAUGCAGUGCUCAAGGGGUGUAUAAUCAAUGCAUUAAAAGUUGCGGCAGACUGCAGAUUCUGUUUGAAAUCUUCCAAAAACAUUUAAAAACACUUUUCAUGACAGCUCAGUUCCAAUGAUUGACAUUAAACAACCCCGACUAUUCUUCCAGUAUUUCUUUCAAUUCUUCAUCAUUUUUGAUAUCCGGCCUUUCCGGAUCAAACUCUUCAUCCGCAAUUUCUGCCUCAAGCUUGGGAUCGACCUUUUCGCCCGUACGCUUUUCGUGGAGCUUGUGAAUGCAAGUACGGUCGAUUUAGUUGAGGGUAUCACUGAGCGGACUCUUACAAGAUGGUUGAACUGCAAACCUCGGCAAAUUUCUCUGCAGCAUGAAGCCGGCCUUUCGGAUAGUUGCCUUGAUUAUGGGCUGCGGCCUACAAGACACAAAACCUGAUUGAAUCUUCCACUCGUUAUAUUUAAAGCAACUAAACACUGCAUUGGAACCUUGUAGGAACGCUCUCGACGACCUUCGGGAUCGUCUGCCUCAGCGGGAAUCGUAGCCGUUGAUGGAUGGAGACUCAUUUUAACUUGUUAUUAAGGCGCUUAUUUGGCUCAUUGUUGAGUCGAUGGGCGUCACAAUCGGCAAGCCCGCAACUGAUCGUUACGUACAACCAUCGUUCUCAUCACGCAAGCUCCAUGGCCAACAGUACUAACGAUAUUCGGCACGUACCCUGACACUUGUGUCAAGAUUCACAUCACAUAGUGUGGAGCACCCCCUCUAUCGCUCAAAACGGUGUGGCAUGCAUGUAAUGUUUUUUUUUUUAAACUGCGGUGAGGCGCAUGCCAAAGGUCUAUAAAAGGGGGACCUUCUGUCUCUUUCCUCUUGUUUCUUUAUCCCUCGACUCAAAGCAUCUGCCCAACUCUCAUCAGUCAUGAGAACGCCGAUGUGGUGGUGCCGAGGACCUCGACCGCCCGACAGCAAUCGUGAUCAGAACCAGCGGCAACCAAUUGGAUCCGAUAACAAAGCCUACUAUUAUGCUGCUACACUUGUUGAGCUUGGUUGUCUCCAAGUCUUGUCACUGAACAUCCUCUGGCUUGUGACGCUGCCCAGUCGAUUCGCUCCUGGAUGCAAGAGUCUGGCUUCAGUGCCAUCAAGAAUUCCAGAUCAAGGCCUAGUAGGGACCGCGUGUGGUGGUGGACAAUUAUCCGGUUAGAACCAACCGUUACGUAUUGCGUGUAUAAUUGCCUAGUAGUAGCUUAGUUAGCUUUUCCGAACCGGUUGUCGCCGGUUUAUUCCCUGGUGUAGUAGCUAGUGCCAUUUUCUGUCACCUCUACACUAAAGGCUACCAUGAAACAUUGUGAUUUGCAACCAGAUAACAAUACAAUACAAUGGUAAAAUAAAAAGACAGUCAAUCCAAAAGAAUGAAAAAGGAGAAACGUGAAAACGUGUUCUAUGUAACAAGCAA
Messenger RNA from Spizellomyces punctatus DAOM BR117, 1517 nucleotides. RefSeq lists its product as uncharacterized. The record is from RefSeq and is a predicted model, not a curated record. The coding region runs from base 191 to 505 and encodes 104 amino acids. NCBI's taxonomy places the organism in Eukaryota, Fungi, Chytridiomycota, Chytridiomycetes, Spizellomycetales, Spizellomycetaceae. The transcript is spliced from 4 exons.